AUGGUUCUGGAUCUUCAUCGAUUCCUUGCAGAGCCGAGUGGACAAUGUAGCUCCAUCUCUCAGCUUCAGCUCCAGCCUAAGCCCCAGCCCAAGCUCAAGCUCAACUUCAUCUCCAUUCGAGCUCAAACUUCAGCUCAAGCUCGCAAACGCAAGUACGCAGAACCCAAGCUAACACUCACCUCCCCCUCCUCAGGCGUCUUCUUCGCCCUCCUCCUCGUCGCAGGCUACGCGGGCCUAACAACCCUCCAACUCGGCCAAUACGUAAACGACAAGGUCCUCCACUUCACAACCUUCUUCCUCCUCACCAUCGUCUUCUACUGGAUCCUCGACACCAACCGCCGCCGCACCCUCAACCUCACCCUCACCGUCUGCACCUUCAUCCUCGGCGUCGGCUCCGAGUUCCUCCAGGGCUUCCUCCCCAACGGCCGCGAGUUCGACUUCUACGACAUCGUCGCCAACGUCGUCGGCUCGCUCGCGGGCAUCGGCCUGUGCUCGUGGUACCACAAGCGCAUGCUCGAGCGCAAGCGCCGCACCAAGACGUACCAGGCUGUCCCCGGAGAGGACGAGGAGGAUGUAGAGCUUGGUGAGGGACAUGAGACUGGUGUUGUUGAGGCUAGUGGUGCGAGGGACGGGGGCGCUGGUGUUGGUGCUGGUGCUAGCAGUGGAGGCAGGUCGCUUGAGGAGGAAGUGGACAAUUGGGAUGAGAACCAGGUGGAUGACUGGGAAGAGGAAGAUGGCGAUGGUGACAUCGGCGGAGUCAAGAGCAAGGAUAUGGAUACGGGAGAUAUUGGCGACUCCAAGAAGCGGGCUGAUUAA
Colletotrichum lupini is the source of this 816-nucleotide messenger RNA. RefSeq names its product VanZ like family protein. Bases 1 to 816 code for a protein of 271 amino acids. NCBI's taxonomy places the organism in Eukaryota, Fungi, Ascomycota, Sordariomycetes, Glomerellales, Glomerellaceae. The record is from RefSeq and is a predicted model, not a curated record. The transcript has a single exon.